Lytechinus pictus (painted urchin) is the source of this 3988-nucleotide messenger RNA. Its product is annotated as transmembrane protein 53-like. NCBI's taxonomy places the organism in Eukaryota, Metazoa, Echinodermata, Echinoidea, Temnopleuroida, Toxopneustidae. The transcript has 4 exons. Bases 364 to 1512 code for a protein of 382 amino acids. Gene Ontology annotation, molecular function: serine hydrolase activity. The record is from RefSeq and is a predicted model, not a curated record.
CAGCCUCCGCAGAUUGGCAACGUUUGAACUGGUCUGCAUUGCUGAACUGCUGCGAAGAGAAAUCAGCUGUGAGCUUGCUCGCUGCUAGAAUAACAACAAUCAACUCACGCUGUGCGAGGCUAGCUGUGUAUUACUGUGUGUGGAAUGGGCGUUGUACGAAUCGCUGCGACUAUAAACAUCAUAUUCUGUGGACAAUAGUCGCCACCAAAACAAAUCAUCUUUUACCGAUGCACGGGCUCACAACUCUAAUUGAUCCCAUCAUUUAAACAAAUUGGGAAUAAGUACUCAGUGCUUCGUCAAAUUCAUUUGAUUUUAGAACUGAUAGACAUUACUGACAGCUGAAAAGAGACAUUUUAUCCCAUCAUGUUCGACUCGGCUGAUGUUUUCCUGCCAUUCUUCGAAUGGAAUACAUACACGGUUGUCUCCGCGGCUGUGCUGGGUCUGAUUCUCUACGAUUUAUAUUGUAAAGGAGCUGCAACUCUUUACGGCCAUACAGGUCCACGAGCUCGACUGUCUUCGUCGUCGUCCGAUGUCUUCGACGUCCUAGGCGACAUCGACAGCUUCUCACUGCUCGAGCUCAACACCACCGUCAUAUCCGACAACCUCGAACUCAAGACCAAUGACGAUCUCCUGCACGACGAAAGCCUCUUCGAGUCCGAUCUGGACUUCGGGAGCACGUCGUCGUCGUUUGAUGACGAGACGUACGGACAUCCCUCCGAGAGGCCCCUCGUUGUCAUGUUUUCGUGGCUCUUAGCCAAACCUCGUCAUGUUAGUAAAUACGUGGAGCUUUACACCAGGAAAGGAAUGGAUGUCCUCGUCGUCAAGACCCGUCCGAUCGACAUUGCAUGGCCGGCCAACGCCAAGGAGAUCGCCCGGGAGAUCCUGGACUACGUCACUGAUGGCGACAAGCGCCCUCUGUUGAUCCACGCAUUCUCCGUCAGCAGUCACGUGUACGCCGAGAUGCUCGACCUGGUAGAUGCCGUCGAGAAGUAUUCCUCGGUCCGUUACCGCAUUGUCGGUCAGGUUCUCGAUAGUUGCGUGCUCUCGAGGGAUAGCUACGAAGGGAUCUACUCGCAGGCCUCCACCAACUCCUUCACCCAACUUUUCAUCAAGAGGGUUGCAGAGACUUACUUCUGGGUGACCAACAAAUACACUAUGGAUAGUAUCAUCAAGGUGAACGAGAUCUUUACUGGCCGACCGGUCAAGGCUCCAGCCCUCAUCCUCUUCUCUCGCGACGACCACAUCGCCACUGCCAAAGAGAAUGACGAGCUCGUUGACCAGUGGCGAAAGCAUCUCGACGACGACCUCUACGUCAAAUGCUGGCAGAGUUCCCCGCACGUCGGCCACCUUGUCAAACACCGCGACGAGUACGAAGACUCCAUCUACGGCUUCGUUGGGAAACUGAAAGGCCUGCCUAGGAAGUUGCACCUUGAGAGGCCCAUCCCGCCGACGAGCGCCGCCACCCUGCCUCAGGAAGCGCCGAAGGAAGCAGGUCUGAAGAAGGAUGAGUGAAAGGACAGCAGACGGGUUGAGUGAAGGACUGUAUUGUUGAAGAAGCAGGGCAAAGCUCCAUGCUUGCCUUGUUGCAGCUGUAAAAUCUUAAUUGAUUGUGAUCGAAGAAAUGUUGUAGAUUCUAUUUUCUGAAGAGGAUUUUAAUUAUCCAGAGAAUGCCAUGUCAUAUAUCUGUAUGGAAUCCUUCAAAAGAAAGUUUGUAUAUUCUAAACGUUAAGAACAGUUCCGAAGGAGAAGAUUAUGAUGUUUCAGAGAAUAUGUAUGAUGACGUUGUAUAUCUGUAUUGAACCGUUCGAAAGAAAGGUUGUAUAUUAUAAAUUUUAAGAACCUUAUAUACCGAAGAAGAUUAUGAUGAUUCAGAGAUUAUCUGAUAUGGCGCAAUAUAUCUUUAUGGAAUCAAUCAACAGCGCAGACACGUCCAGCAAACUUAUAUAUAAUUUAAAUGGACAAACGGGAAGGAUGAGAUUUGAUCUUUCCGUCAAGGUUCGCCUAGGAGGUUAGAUCAGUGGCGUAUAGAUGGAGGGAUUAGAAGCGCUUGCCCCCCCCCCCCCCCCAAAAAAAAAAAAAAAAAAAAUACAAUAAAAAAUAAAAAAUAAAAAAAUCACGACAGAAAGAAAGAGAAAAGGAAACGGAGAAGGGGGAAACAUGAUAUUGUUUUAAAAUUAUGUUAAAAUGUAUCACAAAAUUUAUUUUUUUUUUUGUAAUGAAAAUGUCGAAUUUAGCUCACUCGCAGCUUUUUAUAAAUUUUGCCCGAUUCUCCAUGUCUCGCCCUCAAUUUUUGUUGGCCCAUUACGACUGGUUUAGAUAAUGCACGAUAUCAUGUUUAGUCCAUAUUUAGCUAUUGGUGUUUUCUGAGCUGCGUUAGAGGACAAGUUUAAGGAAAAUAAAAAGUAAAGGCUGUUGCUGCUGCUACCUUUACAGCAGGUAAGCGUUUCAUCAUUUAUGUCCAACAAGUUGUUAGAUCUGACAAAUUAAAUAGAUACCGUUAAACCAACUUCCCCUCACAGUGAUCAAUACCUAUUUCGCUAACCUACCUACUACCUAGAUAAAAUUUGGCUUUAACGUUGGUGCGUUACCUUGGCCCCGUAACACAAAGGUUGGCGAUAAGUCGCUAUUAAUAAAAUGACCUAUCAAGAUCAUCGUUGCACGCGCAUUUUGCUCAGUAGAAUAUCCAAGAACCAAUCAGAAUUGUUCUUUCAAAUUAGUUGAUUGGUAUUGGAAAUUAUUUUCCAUAUCAUAACACAAAAAAACAUGGUAAAUGUAUGUACAUAAUAAAAACGAAAGGUAUUGAGAAAUGGCCGGAUAAGCCCACUCAGCUUUGUUAAUAUAACAAGGCUGUUCUUCCCUGGGGUCCAGAGCAUACAUAACAAAAUGACAAAAAGAAAAGAAUGAUUAGAAAUCCAAGCAAGAUAUUUUGCAUAAACAAAAUUAAUGAAAAACAACAAUGGAAAAGGGAAACUUUGUAAGAUACCCACACCCCUCCCCGAAACCUGCCCCCUCCCGCCUUGUCACACUAUUCUUUACAGAUCAGGGCAAGAUUGAAAGUAUAUAGGCUACUUGAUGAUUUAAUUGUAUAAUGAAAGUCAUUAUAUUCCCGCGAUCCUCUCUAUAUAAAUGUUCUUCAGCAGCAUUCACUCUUGGGCUUGGAAAUUUUGAUGAUUUAAUUGUAUAAGGAAAGUAAUUAUAUUCCCGCGAUCCUCUCUAUAUAUAAGUGUUCUUCAGCAGCAUUCACUCUUGGGUUUGGGAAUUUUUACAUUUCCUCGUGAUCGGAGUGAAUAUGAAUAAUUUCAAUAUUGGAAAGACUUUUCUGAAUAACCUGGAGCUAAGUGAUGAAGGGGUUUGUAAACCAUCAUAUUUAGAUGUAUUUUUCGCCUAGAUUGCAGAGAUAGCCAUCCUAAUUUUGCAUGAACAUCAUUGUUUAAUCGCUAUUAAUUGUGUGUUACGGGACGUGGUUGACGAGACGGGUGAUGAAAGAUGUGUAGUAGUGUACAUGUCAGGUAUUGCAUAAUCACUUAAUUGUUCACUGUAAAAUAACAUCACAAAAUAUUUUAGCUUUGCAUUUACCAAUAUUUUACAUAUCAUUUCUUAUCUUGACUAAUCGCAUAAUUAUUAACGGGUAUUGUGGAAAGUUUAUUUUUUCGCCGAAUGUAUUUUAUAUCCUGUGUGUGAACAAGCAUGUUUGAAAGCACAAAUGUCAUUGUAAAUACAUACAUUUUGGUAGAAAGUAAACGUUAUGAAUUGCAGUUUUAGGAAAUUAUAAAACGAACAUCAUUAUACAUGGGUUUGCAAUUCUUUCUUUCGUUAAUCUACAUUUUCACAAAAUAUAAUUUCCAGGCAUAAAUUCAUACUAUGCAAUAUCCAUUAGGCUUAUAAGGGGUAAGUCCCUGUAAGAAUAUUUAACAGAAUUCAAAUUCCUUUAUUUUUAUGAAUAUUUUUGUAUCGUUUGAAUUAAAGAGAUCUGUUCACUUUGUUCUUA